AGAAAGAAGAGAGCCAAAAGCCACAUAACCGUCGAAUCAGAUACCCAAUGACGACGAAAGGCGUUAUCUCUAGUGACGGCCACACACAUCACUACCACUCUAUAUUCCCGCCACGUGUCACACGAAACUUCCAUCUACAGCAGGUACCAUACGCCCUUAUCGCUUUCAUUUAGCAAUCAGCAGUGUCCCCGUUUCUCCUCGAACCAAGUAAACCAAUCUCACCAACAAUAUAUAUCAUAAUAAACCUUAUAUUUAUCCUCUACUCUACCUGAAAAAAUAAAGGUUUGAAUUUGAUUCUUGUGUUUGUGCUGAGACUCAGAGAGUGAGAGAUGGAUCACGCAGCGGACGCGUAUCGGACUGAUUUGAUGACCAUAACGAGACACGCGUUGAAUGAGCAAUCGAGGCAUCCUGAUUCGCGCGGUGAUUUCACUAUUUUGCUUAAUCAUAUUGUUCUUGGUUGCAAAUUCGUUUGCUCUGCUGUUAACAAGGCUGGUCUUGCCAAGCUUAUUGGACUUGCUGGGGAGACAAAUGUUCAGGGUGAGGAGCAAAAGAAAUUGGAUGUGCUUUCUAAUGAAGUAUUUAUCAAGGCUUUAGUAAGCAGUGGCAGAACUAGCAUUCUUGUCUCGGAAGAAGAUGAAGAAGCAACAUUUGUUGAAACUUCCAAGCGCGGAAAGUACUGUGUUGUUUUCGAUCCCUUGGAUGGUUCCUCUAACAUCGAUUGUGGUGUUUCCAUUGGAACAAUUUUUGGAAUUUACAUGGUGAAAGAUGGCACUGAACCGACUCUAGAUGAUGUCUUGCAACCUGGGAAAAAUAUGGUUGCUGCUGGCUAUUGCAUGUAUGGAAGCUCUUGCAUGUUUGUGUUGAGCACUGGAAACGGUGUUAAUGGCUUCACUCUUGAUCCAUCCCUUGGAGAGUUCAUUCUUACUCACCCUGAUAUUAAGAUUCCAAAAAAGGGAAAGAUUUAUUCAGUAAAUGAAGGAAAUGCUAAGCACUGGGAUGGUCCAACAGCCAAGUAUGUAGAAAAUUGCAAGUUCCCGAAGGAUGGUUCUUCGCCAAAGUCUCUAAGAUAUGUUGGAAGCAUGGUAGCUGAUGUCCAUCGCACAUUCCUUUACGGAGGGAUAUUUUUGUACCCUGGUGAUAAGAAGAGCCCUAGUGGUAAACUGCGUGUUUUGUAUGAAGUCUUCCCAAUGUCGUUUUUGGUGGAAGAAGCAGGAGGCCAGGCCUUUACCGGCCAGCAACGGGCACUCGACUUGGAACCAAAGAAUAUACACGAGAGAUCUCCCAUAUUUCUCGGAAGCACUGAAGAUGUUGAGGAAAUCAAAGCGCUUUACGCUGCGGAACAGAAAAGCGCCUGAAGGAAUCAAUCAUUCAUCAGUCAGUCCUACUUUACAUAAGCCCUUGUUGAUUGUAUAAUGGCUACUUGACCACAUUUCUGAUCUUAUAUAUUCAUAUUAAGCAAACUCUCUUUCUCAA
Mercurialis annua (annual mercury) is the source of this 1473-nucleotide messenger RNA. Its product is annotated as fructose-1,6-bisphosphatase, cytosolic. The transcript is spliced from 12 exons. Gene Ontology annotation, molecular function: fructose 1,6-bisphosphate 1-phosphatase activity. Lineage: Eukaryota; Viridiplantae; Streptophyta; Magnoliopsida; Malpighiales; Euphorbiaceae. The record is from RefSeq and is a predicted model, not a curated record. Gene Ontology annotation, cellular component: cytoplasm; cytosol. Gene Ontology annotation, biological process: fructose 6-phosphate metabolic process; sucrose biosynthetic process; fructose 1,6-bisphosphate metabolic process. The coding region runs from base 330 to 1355 and encodes 341 amino acids.